AUCGAAGGUAUCUAUUCACGGAGAGAAGUACUAUCUACUUCCUUCUGUGCGUUGCCCUCAAUACUCGACAAAUCCAAGCCCAGUCCCGCUAGCCUGACCCUCUCCCCAGCACUGCGUCACGGUCACAGCACGGUUGCAGCACUAGCAACAAUGUCCCAACCGUCAACCCUAACGACCGACCUCAAGCCACACCUUGCCCUCAUCACCGGCGCCACAGGCGGCAUUGGCAAAGCGACAAGUCUCGCCCUCGCACGCCUAGGCUGCUCAAUAGCAGUACACUACAACAGCGCCGCGGACACUGCGCGCGAACUCGUCGAACAACUUCAGCACCUCGGCGUAAAGGCAUCGGCAUUCCAAGCAGAUCUGAGUUCAUACGAUGCCGCACGCAAAUUGCACGCCGAUGUCGUCCGCGAGAUGGGCAAGCCGACGAUCCUGUUCAACAACGCUGGGUUGACGAUGGGAAAGAGUGGUGUCAAAGAGAUCACAGAUAUUUCGAUCGAGGAAUUUGAGCAGACGUGGCGCGCCAACUGUGGGACUGCUUUCCUCCUCACACAGCUUUGCAUACCGGAUAUGGUGGAGAAGGGAUGGGGACGUGUGAUUUUCUGCUCCAGCGUCGCUGGGUUCACGGGCGGUGUUGUUGGUCCACAUUAUGCAUCCUCCAAAUCCGCAAUGCAUGGCCUGAUACAUUGGUUGGCUGGGGCUUAUGGCAAGAAAGGCAUCACUGUCAACGGUGUGGCGCCGGCCCUGAUCGAGGAGACGAAAAUGCUGCCUGGAAGUAAUGCCGAACUUGCUGCGAGAAUCCCGAUUGGUAGACUCGGCAAGCCCGAGGAAAUCGCUGAGACGGUCGUCUGGAUGGUCAAGACCGGGUAUGUGCAUAACAAGGUCAUUGCUGUUGAUGGUGGGUGGUUCAUACAGUAGCCACGGAUGCGCCUCAGAUAUGUUGGUGAUGAGAAA
Exophiala viscosa is the source of this 954-nucleotide messenger RNA. Its product is annotated as 3-oxoacyl-reductase. NCBI's taxonomy places the organism in Eukaryota, Fungi, Ascomycota, Eurotiomycetes, Chaetothyriales, Herpotrichiellaceae. The coding region runs from base 151 to 918 and encodes 255 amino acids. The record is from RefSeq and is a predicted model, not a curated record. The transcript is spliced from 4 exons. Gene Ontology annotation, molecular function: oxidoreductase activity.